Messenger RNA from Amoebophrya sp. A120, 1523 nucleotides. The record is from the annotation of a GenBank genome assembly. Lineage: Eukaryota; Dinophyceae; Syndiniales; Amoebophryaceae.
AACUCCACGACCAAAGCCAAAUCUACUUAACCCUGGUUCUUCAAAGAGAGCAUUCAAGAUUUUUGAAUCGUGGGAACGGUUUGUCCCCAAUCUAUCUCUUAUCUCGAGGUUUGGGUGCAGCUUCUUCGAGAAAUACAAAUACCGCCUGACCUUUCAUUCGACGAGAUUCAGAUUUCGGCGCAGCCCAGAAGUUUAACAAAAUGACAACUUUGCCAAGCUCCUCCAGUAAGGUUCCGAUACGAGGUGAUCGUGACCCGGUGCCGGGCAGUAAUGCUAAUGGCGACGAAAUGGCAGAUCUGAGUCUGACGCAGUUGUGGCACCACAUUCAAGAUUUGAAUGCAAAUAAACUGCUGGAGGUCAUCCCUGCUUCCCCCGGAGCUGAAGGCGAGGCUGGCAGUGCGCCACCUGUGUCAUUGUCUGGAAAAAAUGGCGGUGGAAGCAGUGCGAGUUCCAGUACGAGCCCCACUCGUCUGCGUGUCGUCAACGGGACCACCUCCUCUCCGGUGCCAACCGCUGCCGCUGUUGCUGCGCAAUCAGGUAGUUCUACUACGAGCAGCCACCUUGCCGCGCCAGGACACGUGAGUGAGAUGAUGCAUAAGCGGAACGAGUCUGAUUUCGAUUUGCGGGAGAGGCUCAGUGCGACAAUCGACAUCGAUGAAGGACUCCUGCGGGGGACACCAGGGACAGAGAAGAACAAUGGAGCCGGCGCUGGACAACUACGAGCAAACCAGUUAGACCCGCCCGCAAAGCAGGAGCAAGUGUUCGCGUUUAGUCGAAAGCCACUCACCGACGGAAGUACGGCAGCUGAAAUCGCGAGGAAGCGCAUGAGCGAGCGGCUGUCUGCAAACGUGCGCGAGAGUAGCAGGACAUCGAGGACCGCUUCCAGCAUGAUCUAUGCUUCAAGUCACGUGGUACCAAAGCAAUACAUCAACCAGCGAAAUAAACGUGGCGAAGCCGAAGGGGAGGCAUCUGCAAUGGUGCGAGGACUGAUGUUUGGUUUGUAGCGAUAGCAAACAAGAAAUGGAUUGAGCAGAUUUUCAAAAAUGCUGUGACACAGACACCGUUGGGAACUUUACUAACUUUUGUUUACGUGUCACGCAGUGAUCGCGUGGGAGCAGCUGCAGAUGCAGUGAAGAACUUCAACUUUUUAACUGCAUAAAUAACAUACCCUGGACAUCAGUCCUUCCACUUUCAGGUAGAGGGAGAUCUCAACGUCGAAGCAGGUGGUGAAGAAGCCGCCGAAACCGGGGAGCCGGGUCGUGCCCCCACCGUUGCAAUAAGAACAUCAGCUGCUUUACCGGUUGUUCCGCAAGGUGCAAGCUCUGCCGCCGGUUCUCGACUUUCAGAACUCUUUGACGGACGAGACACACUUGCCUUCAAUCCGCAGAUUCCGCGGUGCGACAGCCGGAUGUUUGACACUACCCAGCGCGACAGCACCCUGUCCCUGAACAGUCGCGAGAGCAUCGCCAGUCGCAUGAGCAGCAUUCGGAACUCCGUGCAGAUGCAGUUUCCGAUGGUCGCGC